AUGCUGCAGGAUUAUGCCAUGUUUCUCAGGAGCUGCUGCAACGCUAUGGAGGAAAUGGACUACAUGCAGGAACUGGACACCAUAUCCAGCAUGAGAAGCAUUGCCCUCAAGUUGCCAUUCAAGCUCAAAGAGAAAUGGCGUAACAAGGCUUAUGAACUCCAAGAACGGGCUUCUGCUACCUUCUGCUCAGAGGAGCUCAUGACACGUCUCAAUCUCAAAGGAAGGAGAACACAAAUUCUUCUACGAACAAUGAAUCAGGAAAAUUCUGUUCCCACGCAUGUUGUCUCAGGAAUUGAAGUUUCAGCAUUGGACAGCGACAACUUCUCACCUCUUCCUGACACUUUCACUCAGAAGAAAAUGCCAGUAACCACUAACAACAUCCCAAGACAGAGUGACUUAGCGCAAUGGGCGUAUUUAAGUGAAGUCAAAAUCCCCUCUAUUAGUGCAAAGGUAGAGCUGUUAAUUGGAACAAAUGCUCCAACCCUGAUAGAGCCGUGGGAGGUUGUUAACAGCCAAAGUGGGGGCCCUUAUGCAGCUAGAACACUAUUGGGGUGGGUUGUAAAUGGGCCACUUAGAAGUGAAACUGGCAGUGCAAAAAGUGUUACGGUGAAUAGGAUUUCAGUGGCAAGGCUAGAGGAGCUUCUGAUCUCACAGUACAAUCAGGAUUUUUCUGAAGUUGCCUCUGAGGAGACAACUGAAGUUUCUAUUGAGGACAAAGGAUUUCUGAAAAUGGCCAAUGAGGCAGUUCUGAAUGAUGGACAUUACAAUCUGAAAUUGCCCUUCAGAAAGGCUGAUGUCUGUAUGCCAAACAAUCGCCAAAUUGCAGAACAGCGCCUCCAGAGCCUAAGAAGGAAAAUGGAAAAGGAUGAGCAAUAUAAACAGGAAUAUGUUGCAUUUUUCAAUGACAUCUUUGAGAGUAAUUAUGCAGAGGAGGUCCCACAGGAAGAACUUGCACAGUCAACAGGAAAGGUAUGGUACUUGCCACACCACGGGGUGUACCACCCUAAAAAGAAAAAGCUCAGAGUAGUCUUUGAUUGUGCUGCCUCUUACCAGGGUGUAUCCCUUAACACCGAACUGCUGCAGGGACCUGACCUGACAAAUUCCCUCAUUGGAGUCAUCAUGAGAUUUCGCAAAGAGCCUGUUGCAAUCAUGUCGGACAUCAAGUCAAUGUUCCAUCAGGUUAGAGUAGCCAGAUCUGAUGUUAAUUACUUGCGAUUCCUGUGGUGGCCAAAAGGUGAGACCAGUCAAGCACCCAAGGAACACCGUAUGCUUGUACACAUAUUCGGUGCAGUGUCCUCCCCUAGCAUUGCAAGCUUUGCAUUAAGAAAAACUGCUGCGGACAAUGAGUGUUGUUUUCCCCCUCAAGUAGCCGAAACAGUCCGGCACAACUUUUAUGUGGACGACUGUGCAAAGUCUGUGGCCAAGGAAUCAGACGCCAUCCAGCUGGUGAAAGAUGUCACUGCACUAUGCAGCAAAGGUGGGUUCCAACUCACUCAGUGGGUCAGCAAUAACAGGGCAGUUUUAGCAUCAAUCCCUAAAGAACACAGAGCAAAGGAAAUCAAAACACUGGAUCUCGACAAAGACAGUUUGCCCAUUGAAAGAGCACUGGGACUGCAGUGGUGCGUGGAUUCUGACCAUUUCCAAUUCAACAUCAACCUGAGCCAAAAGCCACACACCCGCAGAGGCAUACUCUCUGUUGUUAGUUCCAUCUUUGAUCCACUAGGCUUUCUUGCUCCUCUCAUUCUCCCAGCUAAGCAGUUGCUACAAGAGCUCUGCCAGCGAGGCUUCGGAUGGGAUGAGCCUCUGCCCCAGACAGUGUCUGAAAAGUGGAUGGAAUGGACCAACAGCCUGGAUAGGAUCAAAGGCUUCAGUGUGCCACGCUGUUUGAAACCAAAGGGCUAUGGAAUGACAAGCCAUGCCGAGCUUCACCACUUCGCCGACGCCAGUGAGAGUGGCUAUGGCUCAGUCAGCUACAUCAGACAGUUGAACCAGCAGGAUGUCAUUCACGUCACUUUGGUCCUUGGAAAGUCCAGAGUUCUUCCCCUUAAGAACAUCACCGUGCCACGACUGGAGCUGGCAGCUGCAGCUUUGCUGGUGAAGGUAGAUAGAAUGCUGAGAGGAGAGUUACACCUUGACCUAAAGCCUUCAUGUUUCUGGACUGAUAGCCAAACAGUGCUCAAGUACAUUGCAAAUGACCGAGCAAGGUAUAAGACCUAUGUAGCCAAUAGGGUCUCACUGAUUCGGGACAAUACAGACCUGUCCCAAUGGAGAUACGUAAGCAGCAAGGACAAUCCUGCUGAUGAUUCAUCCAGAGGAUUGAAUGCAGGAAGAUUCAUGGAGCAAAGGAGAUGGAUACAUGCCCCUGAAUUCUUAUGGAACACAAAGGAAAGUUGGCCAGAGGAGGAAGUAUUGGACUCGGUGUCACAGGACGAUCCAGAGGUCAGGAAAAGUGCUACUGUAUUGGCAGCAGUAGUGAACCCUGCGACACCCACAGACCAGCUUAUUUCGUUCUUUUCUGACUGGAGGAGACUACUCAAAGCAGUGGCAUGGUUUAUCAGACUGAAAAAGAUGUUGAUGCUGAUUGUGAAAAGAGGAAAGGAGCAGCCCUCGUCUCAAGUCAGCACCCGCUCAAGCAGGAAAAAGGUGAGGAUACAAAUUGAAGCCAUCAGGACCUUCCUUGGUGGGCAGCUCCUCACUGUUGAAGAUCUUGCAGAGGCAGAAAGGUCAGUCGUCACAUACACCCAAGGACAAGCCUUCGGUGCUGAAAUUGCAACACUGGAGAUGAUCCCACCUAGAGUGCACAAGGGCAGUAAGAUCUGCAGGCUUGAUCCUGUCCUAGACGAGGGCAUUCUGAGAGUAGGUGGCCGACUGCACAAAUCUGCAAUGCCUGAGGAAACCAAACACCCCUGCAUCUUGCCCAAAGACUCGCACAUCUCGAUACUGCUCUUAAGACACAUCCAUGAACGAUGUGGCCACAAUGGCAGAAACCACAUGCUAUCGGAGCUCCGGAAAAAGUACUGGAUUUUAAAAGGCAACUCAGUUGCCAGGAAGGUGCUCUCAAAAUGUGUCAUGUGUCGACGUUCAAGGGGCAAGGCAAGUGAACAGAAGAUGGCGGAUUUGCCGUUAGAAAGAAUCCUACCUGACCUCCCUCCAUUUACCAAUGUCGGGUUGGACUACUUUGGCCCGUUUGAAGUGAAACGAGGGAGAACUGCCAUCAAAAGAUUUGUCUGCAGGAGGGGCCAGGUGAAGCACAUCAGGUCUGAUAAUGGAACAAACCUGGUGGGUGCACACGGAGAGCUCAAGAAGGCCCUGAAGUCACUGAACGAGAGGAAAAUCCAAGAUGCCCUGCUUCCAGAUGGAAUCGAAUGGAGUUUCAAUCCACCAUCAGCAUCACACCAUGGCGGAGCCUGGGAAAGGCUCAUAAGAUCUGUCCGCCAGGUGCUGAACUCUACUCUCCAUCAACAGUCCAUCGAUGAUGAAGGCCUCCAAACACUGUUUUGCGAGGUGGAGGCAAUCCUGAACAACCGUCCUCUCUGCACAGUGUCCUCAGACCCACAUGACCUAGAGCCACUGACCCCAAAUCACAUCCUGCUAUUGAAAGCCAAGCCAAUCCUACCCCCUGGAACCUUCUUGAAGUCCGACAUCUAUGCCAGACGUCGCUGGAAACAGGUCCAGUACAUGGCCGGUCUUUUCUGGCAAAGGUGGACCAAAGAAUAUCUUCUGCUGCUGCAGGAGAGGCAGAAAUGGACUUCACUAAAGAGGAACCUUAGUGUCGGAGACAUUGUCCUGGUCGUUGACCCCACUGCUCCUCGAGGGUCCUGGCCAUUAGGAAGAGUGCUGGAGACGAAACCUGAUGCAAGGGGUCUAGUGCGGUCAGUGAAGCUCAAGACAAAAACUUCAGUCCUUGAGAGGCCCAUAACCAAGCUGUGCCAAAUCCUUGAGUCUGAAGAGUGACCAGGGUUCCUGAUCACAUUAGAAAGGAAUGUAAUGUAUACAUGAUUUCAUACCUUCUCUAAACCAUUAUGCAUUACAUACUUCUAAAAGCAUUAAGUGCUUAUUUACUUUAUUGAUAAAUUGACCCCUCUUUUGGCUCCUUUCAUGUUAAUUUAGGUAAUUGAUUCUAUAGAGAACAAUUAGGGGCCGGUGUGUAGGAGCCGCAUUUAAGUUUUUUGUAUUUGGAAUGAUUUAUUGAUUUUUCCCCUUUUUGUGGAAUUGCGAGUGUGCGCCCUCUAUAGGUGGUGACGGUGCCACCCUUGAAAUGGCUGCCAGACACGCAUGACGGGGAGAAGGCGGGCGCAAUUACCGUCAUUGACCUCAGUGCUGAGGCCGUGAACCACGCUGUCUCCGUUUGGGCCUGUUCAGCUUGUUGCAGCGUUUAGUUAUUUGGACUUUAAAACUGCAAUUGCAUCCUUAUUUUUUGUGACAAUUUUUAUACAAUAAAACCGGCAACAUUGGAUGGUCAAACUCCCUUUGUAUUGGAUUAUUGGACAGAACUGCGAGUCUUGACAUUGCUUCUCCUGCUUUCUCCAUGGUGGUAAAAUCAAUUAGGACGUAGGAAUAGGAUCUAGGGGUUUAAAGGAAAAAACUCAACUGUUUUUGCCACUACAACACCUGUG
Clupea harengus (Atlantic herring) is the source of this 4616-nucleotide messenger RNA. RefSeq lists its product as uncharacterized. The transcript has 3 exons. Gene Ontology annotation, molecular function: zinc ion binding; nucleic acid binding. Lineage: Eukaryota; Metazoa; Chordata; Actinopteri; Clupeiformes; Clupeidae. Bases 1 to 3954 code for a protein of 1317 amino acids. The record is from RefSeq and is a predicted model, not a curated record. Gene Ontology annotation, biological process: DNA integration.